Zootermopsis nevadensis is the source of this 2169-nucleotide messenger RNA. Lineage: Eukaryota; Metazoa; Arthropoda; Insecta; Blattodea; Termopsidae. The record is from RefSeq and is a predicted model, not a curated record.
GUGUGUGGGGUUGGGGCCGCGGGGGCGGUACAUUAGCUACUCUUUGAAGUGAAAAUAAAUAAAGCAAGUGUGGCAAUAUGGAUUGCCGGUAUCUGUUGUAGAUGAAGAUUGGCCAUCAUAUUCAAAGGAAAGCUUCCUAGCUGUGUUUCAAAUCUCACAAACGCCAUAAUAGUGUUCUUAACCUAUUUCAUGUGACAUCACAACAACUUUAUGUAUUUGUUAAAGCGUUUCAUACAACCGGUUCAAGCACUUCAAAAUCUACCAUUCACAAAGCCAUGAAAUGGAAAAUCAUAAGGCUAAAUACGAGAGGUUAUGUUUGUAAAAGUUGGAAUACCUUCAAACUAUUUACUGUAGUAGUAAAGUUUCCCACAAAUUAUAUAAACUUUACACGUAUUGGUCGUGUGCUUACUAAACCACUAGCAAGAAAGACUAAUGGUGUCUAAAUAGUUCCUCUAAGAAAUUCCAAGGAACUAAUUUCAAAACUUCUACAUAGUGAAGUCUGAUUGUAUGGUAUAUCUGCGGCAGAGUGUCAUCUAUGACCAAGUGCAAGAAUGAGUGCAUUUGAUAUCACAGUGCUUCAGUACCUUAUGGCAUAUGGCUUGCCAGUGAUCAGUGUUGUAAGUUUGAUCCUCUGCAUAACAAAACAUUUCUCUACUAUGAGGAACAAACUGCUCUCAAGACUUGUGUCAAGCUUUGAUACAUCAUAUGAGAGAAUUAUGGUUGUUCACAAGAAGAAUCUCUUUCUGCCCCUUCAUGAUGUUGUGUCAUCAGACUGGAAACUCAAGAACAAAGGACUGAUCCGAAUUGUGGAGAUUGGUUUUCGGACAGGAGAAAAUCUCAAGUACUACCCUAAAAACAGUCAUGUCAUUGUGGUUGAUCGCAACUUGUACAUUCAUUCAUAUUUGGAUUCAAACCCUGGUCUUACAAAUAAUGUGAGCAUAGAAGAUCUCUUUGUAUCCUCGGAAUGGAAUCUAGAACCCAUUGCUGACAACAGUGUGGAUGCAGUGGUGGGAACGUUCAUCCUCUGCUCUGCAGACAGAGUGAAUCUAGUUCUUAGCGAGAUUAAAAGGAUCCUAGUUCCGGGCGGACUCUACUUAUUCUUGGAGCAUUGUUCUGAGCCACUGGACACAUUUCUGUACAAAAUUCAGAACUUUCUAACAGUCACAAAAUUGUGGCCUAUGUUAUUUGAUGGCUGCCACUUAAACAGAAACACACUACAAGACAUAAAAUUUGCCAAAUUUUCCGAUUUAGAUUAUCAGUAUAUUACAGUAAACAAUGGGCACAAUAAAUUCUCAAAACUCAUGAGAACUCAUUUCAUUGGAACAGCAGUAAAAUAAAAACAGAAUCUACAGUCGGUGUGUUGGAAAUUGCAACACAUAUCAGGUAGGGGCUUACUUUUCUGUCAUUCUGACUUGUAAUUUGGCGUAAACAGAAUUACUACUUUUGGUACUAUAGCCUGCUUCAUGUGUCGGCAUUCACUAUUGUGAGGUUUCGUACUUCCUAUUCAGGCAAGUGAUAAUAAUCCUGCGGCUUAUAUGACAUGUUAGAUCGUUGGUUUUAAGGUGACGUUUAGUUGGAUAAUACAAGUCAUCCUACAGGCAAGAUUAGCCAUUGAUUCCCCAGUUUAUUUCACCAUAGAAUUCUUUUGGAUUUCCGAGUGGUUAGGUAGGAUUGAGGGUGAUGAAAUGCAAAGGAUAUGGAAAGAAAUGGUCAUGGAUUAUUUUAAGGUACAAUCCUAGUAUUUACCUGGAGAAGCUGAGAAAAAAGCAUGGAAAACCUCAAGACAUCUGGAGCCAUAUUUUAACUUGAACAUCUUGAGUAUGAAGCACUAGUACCGAGCCAUGCCUCAUGGCUCGAAGUGGCUUGUCUCCCCUCUCCGUGUUCUUUGGAGUCGGCGGCUUCGAAACCCUGAUCAGACAGCAGGGCAGAAGGACAGCCUGUGUGUGUCCGCCGGAGAGAGAGAACGACUCGAGGAGAAAGUCGGAAGGCAAGUCAGGGUGUGUGGGGGUUGAGUUGGGCAUCUGGAGUCGCAUACCCAGCCGGAGUGUGUGCCCUGAAAGGUGUCUUGGUUCUGUUUAUCUUAUAUUUAAAUAUUUUUCAUUAAAUAAUAUACUUCGAUUAUUCGAAGUAUACUGAGUGAUAUCAUCGAAGGCCAGGUUGAAGGAAAGC